This is a messenger RNA of Telopea speciosissima, 1115 nucleotides long. Its product is annotated as low-temperature-induced 65 kDa protein-like. Gene Ontology annotation, biological process: response to abscisic acid. The transcript is spliced from 3 exons. The record is from RefSeq and is a predicted model, not a curated record. Bases 1 to 1011 code for a protein of 336 amino acids. NCBI's taxonomy places the organism in Eukaryota, Viridiplantae, Streptophyta, Magnoliopsida, Proteales, Proteaceae.
AUGGCUCAGAUGGAACGGAUGCAAAGACAAAUGGAAAGUCGAACUACACCUAAUACACCUACGGUAGAACACCUUCUGAACGAAGACAAUGGGUGGUCGGCACCAACGACACCGUCGUUAGGGAUGUACGAAGAAGAUCACGGGGGGCAACAUUCGAGGAAAUCGGUUCUAGCAAAAGUGAAAGAAAAGGCUAAAAGAUUGAAACAUACUCUUUCCAAGAAAAAGCACAAUCAUGAUGAUAAUGCCACUCCUUCAUGGGGUGUUAAGUUGGAAGACGAAGAUCAAGCAGACGUUGAACCUGAAUAUUUGGGAGCUCCCAUGUAUGAAUCGGAGAUGGUAUCUGAGGCGUGUAAAGAGUCAUCAGGGCAGCAACCAAGAGCGAACUCAGUGAUCUCUGAUAAGCAUGUGGUUGCUAACAAUAUCACCACUCACUGCGAGGAGGAACAUGACAAAGACAAAGACAAAAACAAAGACAAAGUACUUGACGACCCAGCUGCCAAAAACAAGUCCUUUACCCAAACGGUAACUGAUAAGCUUGCGCCGGCCUGUGCAACCAUCACUGCAACGCUCGCUCCGGCUUAUGCCACUGUAUCUGAAGCUACCAACCUUAUCGCUUCCAAAAUUCACAUCUCCACCUCCUCCAAUGCAGACAACACUAACACUAAUAGUGUCGGCAGCACCAGCACAAGGGCUGGUUCCAAUGAGCACCUAUGGGACAAAGGCGUGUCGAUGAAAGAGUAUCUAAUGUAUAAACUGGAACCGGGUGAAGAUGAGAAAGCCCUUUCUCAGGUGAUCGCCGAAGCCAUCAGUCCAAGGAAAGCACAGUCCGGUGGUGAUAACCGCGAAGUGGGCGUGGUGGGGAAGGUAAGAGGUGUUGUUUCUUCUUUGCUUUGGAGCAAUAAUGAUUCCUCAUCAUCUGGGUUGACAACAACAACGACGACAGCAAACAAUGCAUCCACAAAUAUUCCUGUCUCUACCAAUGCUAGUACAGGUGCGAUUAUGUUCUCAUGAUCUUCUUCUUGGCUUUCGAUAUUUUCCUUAAUGAUCUCUCAUGACUCAGGGAGAGUUUUUAUGGUUUUAAUUCUUGCAGUCCUUGAGGAAGAGGAGAAGACCGA